Symbiodinium natans is the source of this 1812-nucleotide messenger RNA. NCBI's taxonomy places the organism in Eukaryota, Dinophyceae, Suessiales, Symbiodiniaceae. The record is from the annotation of a GenBank genome assembly.
AUGGCAGCUCGAUGCCCUAUGCUGUUCCAGAAUCAGGAGCAUGCCCUCGACGACAUUGUGGAAAGAGAGAGGUCUUUGGACCAAGAGCAACUCAUGGUAUCCGAAGGCGGGUCAGAGUGCGAACCAGAGUUAGCGACGGUGGAGGAAUGCGUUGAAAACGAGCAGGUGGUCAAUCGCUGGUUUGACAAUACCAUUUGCGAGGCUGACGACGCAGCUCUGAUACCCUUCAAAACACCGGCAGAAGUCUGCUUGGUAGAUCCAAGUUGGACGAGCAAACUUGUCUGGGACAUCUACGUGAUGCUCGUGGUGCUGAUGGAUGCCAUGGUGCUGCCUUUCCAGCUGUCAUUCAAGAACGGACUGAACCCGGAUGGUUUUGACGACUUCUGGUUCUGGCUCACAACUAUGACCUUCAGUGCCGAUAUUCUCGCCAGCUUUAACACAGCCAUCCCUCGUGGUGACGAUGUUGACGUGGAUGAUGCCAAGGAGGCUCUCAUUGUCGAACGACGGGUCAUUGCCGUCACGUACCUCAGAGGUUGGUUCGUGCUCGACUUCGUGAGUACCGUACCCUGGAGCCGGAUAGUUGACAGCAUGGUGGGACCUGGUGGUGGGCCCAUGGUGACUGUGGCGAAACUUGCCAAAGUGUUGAAGUUCAUUCGCAUUAUCCGUUUAAUGAAGAUGCUUCGCGCCAAGAAGCUCAAAGACAUCUGGGAGCAAGUGGAAAGACGAAUUGGUUCGGUUGCCAUCGUGCAGGGCAUGAUGCUGAUCCGAGUGCUGCUGGUUGUGGUGGGGAUUUGCCACUGGAACGCCUGCCUUUUUUGGAUUGUCGGGGCGACUGACAGCAUUGUCACAGAUUUCCUGCCCACGUCCUUGAAAGAGCAGUUCGACAGUAUGCCGCAUUGGACGACCACCUCAAGGAGCAACGCCCCGGAUCUAGAAACCUGGAACUACGCAAGCAAGCCCAUGUUUGAGCAGUACAUUUUCUGCUUCUACUGGACUCUCGGGGUCAUGCGGACAAUGCCCGCUGAAGUGACCCCAGUGAAUGUCGUGGAGCGCGUGUUUGUUCUCUGCUUUAUGUUUUUCGCCUUAUCUGCAUUCGCGGUGUCGGUUGCCUCCCUUACGCAAGCCUACUUCAAAAUCAGUGAGCGGGGCCGGAGCUUUAACGACGAGAUGUUCGCCAUCCGCAUGCACCUCCACAAGCUUCGCAUGGAGGAAACGUCCCAGCGGAAGAUCAAGGAAUAUCUCCACCACAAGUUCACACGAAGACGGAUUAUGGCCAAGGAGGCGAACCUUCUCAAGGAGCUUCCGCCAGCUCUGAAGGAUGAGGUGGAGACUGCAAAAGUACUCCAGCAGGUGCACCACCUUCCAUGCAUGUCAGCCUUGUCCAAGGACGCGGUCAAGCAGGUCUGCAAGGGUGCAGAAUUCCUUGACAUCUUGCCGGGCGAACAUCUCGUCAACGCUGGAGAUGUCGCAACCUGUGCUUGGAUCGUCUGCUCGGGGACCAUCAAAGUGGAGGAUGCCCAGGGGCAGAAAUGCGUCGUGGAGGGUGACCCGCCAGUGAUCAAUGGAGAAUGCCUUCUCACAGAGGAACCGCAUCGAUCACCCACCACUGUCACAACCACGAGCACCUGUGAGCUUUACAAGCUAGAGAAGACGAAGUUCUUCGAAAUUGCAGCCCACCAUCUGAAGCCAAAAGAGUUCAAAAUGCGACGUCAGCAUUCCGGGCCGACUGCGAUCAAUGUGGAAGAAGCGACAGACCGGGUCACAACGCCUCAUGCCUCGGCUGGCGCAGCAGCUGCAAUCUCAGCUGGCUAA